Messenger RNA from Sporothrix brasiliensis 5110, 2520 nucleotides. RefSeq names its product nuclear protein localization protein 4. The record is from RefSeq and is a predicted model, not a curated record. NCBI's taxonomy places the organism in Eukaryota, Fungi, Ascomycota, Sordariomycetes, Ophiostomatales, Ophiostomataceae. Gene Ontology annotation, molecular function: ubiquitin binding; ubiquitin protein ligase binding. The transcript has 4 exons. Gene Ontology annotation, biological process: ubiquitin-dependent protein catabolic process. Gene Ontology annotation, cellular component: nucleus. The coding region runs from base 1 to 2520 and encodes 839 amino acids.
AUGUUGCUCCGCUUUCGCGGGCCCGACGGCAUGAUCCGUCAGGAAGCCGAGAAGACUGACACAUUUGGCAGCAUCAUGCUCAAGCUGCUGCCUAAGCUUCCACCGACCGUCGACCCGACCACGAUCACAGUAUCGAACAACCCGACAAAUAAGGGUGAGAAGCGGAAGGUGGCCGAUGUGGCCAACGUGCCCAUCAGCCAGACUGGUCUAGGCCACGGUGACAUGGUCUUUUUGGAGUACAAGCACAAGGAAGACGACUCCAACGGCCACUCAAACGGGGCCGCCACGUCCGCCAAACCCCAGACACUCUCCUCCUCGUCGAACCGUCUGAAUGGCCAGCCCGUACUGCCCGCCGAGGACCGUCCGAUCGACCCGCUUCCUGCAAAUGCGCCCUCGACUUCAACCUCGAUCUCGGCGGUGGCCACGCGCAUAAAGAAUCCUUGGGAGGUGGUGAAGCAGUCCAAGCUUGACGACACGCUCGACAAGCUCGAUGGCAAGAUCCCGCGGAAACGGGACCCCAAAAUGUGCCGCCACGGCGCCAAGGGCAUGUGCGACUACUGCCAGCCCCUCGACCCGUUCAAUGCGGGUUACCUCGACGAGCACAAGAUCAAGUACCUGUCCUUCCACUCCUACCUGCGCAAGAUCAACUCGGAAAAGAACAAGCCCGAGCUUGGCGCCUCGUUUAUUCCGCCACUGGUCGAGCCCUUCUUCCGCGUCCGGCCCAACUGCCCGUCUGGUCACGCGCAGUGGCCCGAGGGCAUCUGCAGCAAGUGCCAGCCCAGCGCCAUCUCCUUGCAGCCACAGACGUUCCGGUCUGUCGAUCACGUCGAGUUUGCGUCACCAGCAAUCGUCGACUCGUUUAUCAACGCGUGGCGAAAAGGCGGCGGUCAGCGCCUGGGCUACCUGUACGGUCGCUAUGAGCAGUAUGAGGUGGUUCCGCUGGGCACAAAGGCUGUUGUUGAGGCCAUCUACGAGCCGCCGCAGGUCGACGAGACCGACGGCGUGUCGUUGAACCCCUGGGAGAACGAGCAGGAGGUCGACGCCGUGGCCAAGCUGUGCGGCUUGGAGCGGGUUGGCGUCAUCUGGACGGACUUGCUCGACGCGGGUGCCGGCGACGGGUCCGUGGUGUGCAAGCGCCACGCCGACUCGUACUACCUGUCUUCGCUCGAGGUCAUCUUCGCCGCACGGCUGCAGGCACAGCACCCCAAGCCAACCAAGUGGAGCGACACCGGCCGCUUUGGUUCCAACUUUGUGACGUGCGUCAUCUCCGGCAACGAGGAGGGCCAGAUUAGCAUUUCUGCCUAUCAAAUGUCCAACGAGGCGGUGGAGAUGGUGCGCGCUGACAUUGUGGAGCCGUCGGCCGAGCCUGAGUCGAUGCUCGUGCGCGACGAGGAGGAGGACGACGGCACGGUCAGCCGCACGCGGUAUAUUCCCGAGGUCUUUUACCGCCACAUCAACGAGUACGGCGCCAACGUGCAGGAGAAUGCCAAGCCUGCGUUCCCUGUCGAGUACCUAUUUGUCACAUUGACGCACGGCUUCCCACAAGAGUCCAAGCCUGUCUUUACUGACCUGGGCUUCCCGAUUGAGAACCGCGAGUACAUUGGCGAGAGCCAGGAGCACUCGGCCGUCGCGCGUAUGCUCCAAGCCAAGUCAGGCAAGGCGGACGCCAAGGACCUGCACGUCUCCAACUUCCACCUCCUCUGCGCCCUCCGCAAGAUGGACGUAUUGUCAAAGGUAGGGCCACCGUCACCCAUCACGCGCAGCGACGAGGAAGCCCUGCUUUGCCGCGUCGCGACCCAACACGACCUUGCCGACACGUUCCAGCUGCAGUCCACACCCGGCUGGCAGACGCUGUUGAUGAUCCUGCAAUCUGCCGGUGAGCGAAUACCCAAGCGACCCCGACAGGACAGAGAGGAGGACAUGGAGGACAUCCAGUACCUAGGCACCGUGCGACGAAGCAAAGAAGACUUUGACGAGAGACGCAUUGCUCGCAGUGGCAGUUUGAGAAUGCGGAGUGGCAGCACCAGCGCAGCAGGUGGUAAGAGCAGCAGGGAAAAUGAGAGCAAAAGGAGCAAAAACAGUGACGGCAGUGGGCGUCGCAGUGACCAGGGCGGCGGUGGUGCAGAUCCUGCCACUUUUUCUCCUUCUUCGUCUUCGUCUCCGUCCAUGUCGCCAGUGGCCGCCGAUGCUCCUCCGUCUAGUUCCUCUUCGUUCUUACCGUCGUCCCUCCACACCCAGCCCCUCUCCUCUUCUUCUAUCCCUCCCCUCCACCGUGCUUCUUCAUCGGCAUCUAUCGGCGCCAACCGUGACACGGAAUCUGGCGAACCUCUUGCUAAACGAUUUGCUGCCGUUAGGCUAAACGCGCGCUCGCCGGCGUUGUCGAACCGCGCGACCCCCGAUUUCACAGCGAACGGCACGGCCGAUGCCACCGCCACAGACCCCGCAAGCUCGUCUUUGAGAAAACCGCUUUCCCCGUCGGGUACGGACAAGACACCGUCUACGAGUUCAAAGCACAAGUAG